Hypoxylon trugodes is the source of this 930-nucleotide messenger RNA. RefSeq lists its product as uncharacterized. The coding region runs from base 1 to 930 and encodes 309 amino acids. Lineage: Eukaryota; Fungi; Ascomycota; Sordariomycetes; Xylariales; Hypoxylaceae. The record is from RefSeq and is a predicted model, not a curated record. The transcript has a single exon.
AUGCCAUCCGCUGACCCCCACCAUGACAAUAUUCCCCGAAUGCCGCAUGAGUUUCACGGCAUAGGAACACAGUUUACUGAUGGCACACCCUUUGAAGAGAAUGACGCAAGUCCAAGCCGAAGUUGGACUUUCCCAUCUGACGAAGCUGCAUCAAGAGGUGUCAAUCCAUUUAUCUUGGGAGCUUCUCACUAUAGUCCUCUUUGCCAAUCGGAUUCGAGUAACAUCCCUGGACAUACCCCUAAUGAACGAGGCAAUCAAACUACUCGCACUAAUGAGUUAUACCCCCAACCCAACCAACUAGAGCUCAUUCGCCCUACUCCAACUGAUGGGUGCCCUGGAAUUGAAGCGACCCCUCAUUAUUCGUCAACUGCGGAAAAUACGUCGCAACUACCAAUCAGUCAACAUAUUUCCAUUAUUCCGAUCAGGCAUCUUCUGCAAAAUGUCAUCGCCUUGGGUGCAAAUCUAUACUCAUCCUUAGAUGGCAAAAUGACGAUUCGUUUCAUCGUUGCCUCUUUCAACUACUCCCUGGGUAUUGCAACUGGAUACUCUAUCUACGGGGCACCCACUAGAGCAAAUGGUGUCCUUCCUUCGCCUCAUGACGAUACCUAUGCGAUAAUGAUCGCUCAAAUUUCCGCAUCUCUCUUGUCUCCAUUGCUAUUCGGGUUUAUGUCAGCAAAGGACCGCUCAGUGCCAUUUCGACAGCGAGUAGUAUCUCCUUAUUACCUCCUGCUUGAGUUUUCAGUUGUGCUAUCCCUCGUGUCUCUAUUUCUCUAUCCUCUUUGGCCUUCAGGCUACCGGGUUACCAAUGCGAUGACGGCAGUGAGUCUGUUUUUUGCGAUUGUUGGCAGCUGGUUGUCCCUCGAGAAGGGCUGGAAAGAGGCAACAGAGAUGUUGCAGGCUGACGAGGAGAUCGAGUCGGGCAAUAAUUAA